AUGUCGACCCGCUCCACCACCACCGGUCCAAACCCUACUCCACAUAUCUCAAGACACGGUUUUCUGCCUCCAAACCCUACCCAAACCCACCAACUCCACACCUCCGACUACAUCAACUCCGACGACGAGGACCUCUUCAACUCCAUCACCGAUCGUAUCGCCAAUCAACACGAAGAACACCAAGCCAACCGGUCAUCUCCUACCUCCAAAUCAUUCAUCGAUUCGCUACAAUCCCUCAAAUUUUUCCAUGCUUCUUCAUCCCAUUCUUGCCCAAGAACCUGCUCAAUCUUUAGGGAUGACUCUGAAUUUUUUUCAGAGGUGAAUCAAUUGCCGUGCAACCAUGUUUUUCAUCCAGAUUGUAUUGUUCCGUGGCUUGGUAGGAGAAAUUCGUGCCCCCUGUGUCGGUACAAGUUACCGGUGGAGCAAAAUCCGAAGCAGUUGAAGAGCUAUGUGGUGAGAUUGGGGAAUGUUGACUUGGAGGGGUGGGGUGGGGUGAGAAUCAGGAGAGCGGUUUUCAUGAUGCACUGUUAA
Molecule: messenger RNA, 531 nt
Organism: Cornus florida
Lineage: Eukaryota; Viridiplantae; Streptophyta; Magnoliopsida; Cornales; Cornaceae
Product: E3 ubiquitin-protein ligase RING1-like
Exons: 1
Coding region: 1-531 (176 amino acids)
Biological process (GO): protein ubiquitination
Cellular component (GO): cytoplasm
Molecular function (GO): ubiquitin protein ligase activity
Source: RefSeq, a predicted model, not a curated record